CUCUACCGAUCUUUUCCGGGUCGAGAAAUUAGCACACCCAUGAAUGUGAGCUAGAGGGCCCACAUUGUUCAUUUAAAAAAUCACCGAAGGAUACAUAAUCGGACAUUUAAACACUUCCAGUACAGGACAUUCAAGUGUAUCGUUCUGUAACCAUAUGACACAGCGAUGCCGGGGCUCAGCUGUCGAUUUUACCAGCACCGGUUCCCUGAGGUGGAGGAUGUUGUGAUGGUGAACGUGAGGUCCAUCGCCGAGAUGGGUGCCUACGUCAGCCUGUUGGAGUACAACAACAUCGAGGGCAUGAUCCUCCUGAGCGAGCUGUCACGUCGACGUAUCCGCUCCAUCAACAAGCUCAUCCGCAUAGGCCGCAAUGAGUGCGUGGUCGUCAUCCGAGUAGACAAAGAGAAGGGAUACAUUGAUUUAUCAAAAAGAAGAGUUUCACCAGAGGAGGCCAUCAAGUGUGAAGAUAAAUUCACCAAAUCUAAAACUGUGUACAGCAUCCUGCGACACGUGGCAGAGGUGCUGGAAUACACGAAGGACGAGCAGCUAGAGAGCUUCUACCAGCGCACCGCCUGGGUGUUCGAUGAGAAAUACAAGCGGCCAGGAUACGGAGCCUAUGAUGUCUUCAAACAGGCUGUAUCAGAUCCUGCCAUUCUGGAUGGGCUGGACUUAACAGAGGAAGAGAAGAAUGUGCUGAUUGACAACAUCAACAGGCGACUCACUCCACAGGCUGUCAAAAUCAGAGCAGACAUUGAAGUGGCGUGCUACGGGUAUGAGGGCAUUGAUGCCGUGAAGGAAGCUCUGAGGGCCGGGCUUGGCUGCUCCACAGAGGUCAUGCCCAUCAAGAUCAACCUGAUUGCUCCCCCUCGCUACGUGAUGACAACGACCACUCUGGAGCGCACAGAGGGCCUGUCUGUCCUCAACCAGGCCAUGGCUGCUAUCAAGGAGAAGAUCGAAGAGAAGAGAGGCGUCUUUAACAUCCAGAUGGAGCCUAAGGUGGUGACAGACACGGAUGAGACAGAGCUCGCCCGGCAGCUGGAGAGGCUAGAGCGGGAGAAUGCUGAGGUGGACGGAGACGACGACGCAGAGGAGAUGGAGGCCAAAGCAGAGGACUAGAGUCAGUCCUCACAGGAAGGCUGAUGGGGAAACAACGUCAAUGCAGAAAUGUGGACAGACCUGGCCACAGUCAUUCAGUCCAACAGAUGUUAACUUUCACAUUGCAAACAUUAACAGGCGUUUAUAGUUCAUUGGCAAACGUCCCGGUUUGUUCUUUAGCAGGGUUUGUUUCAGAAGAUGGUAACACGAGAAAGCUGUCUUGUUAUGCAGACAUGGAAGAAAAUUAAACAUCAAUGUAGUUUCUAUUUUUAAGUACACCAAUUUGAAUAAAUAAUAACUCUAAGACAACAAAAGCUGUUUACAAGCAGUGGCCUUCACUUACCUCUUGCUUUAGAGCCCAGUGUCUUCAGUAUCCAUGGCGCUUCAUCUCUGGCUGGUCACUUGAUGUGAUUGAUUUAAAGGGGAAACACAGGCUCGUCUGUCUCAACACCGGUCAAUGGUGACUUUUUGUGCUGUUUCUCUUCCAGUUAAAGGGUUUUUACUGGCAAGACCUGCUUUUGUUUAGCUCACAUGGCAUCAAUAAAGUUCUGGAAGUUUUGAUCUCAA
Messenger RNA from Sander lucioperca (pikeperch), 1659 nucleotides. It is a transcript of the gene eif2s1b, whose product is annotated as eukaryotic translation initiation factor 2, subunit 1 alpha b. The transcript has 8 exons. Lineage: Eukaryota; Metazoa; Chordata; Actinopteri; Perciformes; Percidae. The coding region runs from base 166 to 1113 and encodes 315 amino acids. Gene Ontology annotation, molecular function: translation initiation factor activity; RNA binding; ribosome binding. The record is from RefSeq and is a predicted model, not a curated record. Gene Ontology annotation, cellular component: eukaryotic translation initiation factor 2B complex; multi-eIF complex; eukaryotic translation initiation factor 2 complex.